CGCCCCGCCCCUCGGGAGUAGGGCCGCGCGGCCCGCUGGUCCCGCCCCUCCUCUGAGUGACAGCACCGUGGACAGCAACCGCCGCCGCCGGACGCCAACUUUGUCCGCCCCGGGCGCCUCGGCUGAGCUGAGUAAGAAAAAGCAACCAAGAGCAUUGUUAUUGGUAUCUGGAAUUGAAUUUGCCAGGAAUGCAAGCACAGCUUCCUCAGUAAAGAUCUCGCCUUUGGAAACAUCUUACCCCUUGGCAGCUCUCCAGAGUUCAGACUUGGCAGCAUCAAGGACACAGCACAAGAUUACAUGUCCAAAAUGUGUUGAUAGGAAGGCUCAUGUACUUCCAUGAUCCAGGUGCAGCAAUGGGAAGAGAGUGGCUAAUUAUGCACUGGCAUGUAGAGUUUUAUUGGUCAAAACAAAUUUCAAAAUGAGGACUGUGAAAUGCAAUAUCAUCUCUACCCAGAGGGAAAGAAAAAUUGGAAGAUAUGAAGAUCUUAAAGUUCCCUACUUACUGCAUCCAGAACAAAGUCAAGGAUCUCAAGCCAGUGCACAGUGCUCCUUCUCAGAACUCCUCUACUUGUCUCUUUCUACCUGAGUGGCUGCUUCCAGGUGAUCUGAAACAAUAGGUCCAGCAGGCAUUUUGGAGAUCAAAGAUGGGUAGAAAAGAUGCCUCCACUAUAAAACUUCCUGUUGAUCAGUACAGAAAGCAAAUUGGUAAACAAGAUUAUAAAAAAACCAAACCUAUUUUACGAGCAACCAAAUUAAAAGCAGAAGCAAAGAAAACAGCAAUAGGCAUAAAGAAUUUGCUAUUACGAUCACGAAACACUGCCUUCUUUUUACUCCUGAUUGCUGAUUUUGAUCAAGCAUUGCCGUGUGAUACGAGUGAAGAUUACAGAGAGUUUUUUGAAGGGCAAGGAGCAGUUGAAAAGCAGCAGUUAGAGGAAGUUGGCCUCGUACUUGCAGCUAUAUUGGCCCUCCUACUGGCUUUCUAUGCUUUCUUUUAUCUCAGACUGUCCACAGAUGUUGACCCUGAUCUGGAACGAGAUGAAGAUUAGCUGAACAGCAAUCAAUGCAUUAAAGGGAAAUAAUUUUAUAAAAGUACCCCUUGGGACCAAUACUUUUUCUAAAGUACUGAAACUGGAACAUCUUGAAUUCUUUCUGCUGGUAUUUUCAGUUUUCAGAAACAUCUUUUUAAAUAGUUGCAUAGGAUAUCAAGAAAAGAACCUUACCUAGCAACGUAGUAUAAUGUAUGCUACUGGAUACUUUUAUAAAUCUUUCUACUUUGACAGGCAACCUAUUCAUGGUGCGUUUAGAUUAAAUGGAAAACAGAUCCUAAAUUCUUCGGAUGUCUCAGCCAAUUUAUGUGUAUAACUCCAUCACUUACAGAUUACUAAAUCUAUUUUUGUCCCAUAUACAUCAUAAGUAAAAGUAUAUAUCCUCAUUUACAGAAACAUUCUCAAAUCACAUUCAGAACCUAAGAAGGAAUGAAAAGUCAUGGGAAAUUUUUCAUUUUACAAAGAAGCCCUGCUUUCUUUCCAGACAUAUUUUAUAUCAUUAGAGAGACUAUCUGCCAUACAUCUACAGUAAUCUUUUUCCUUCUUUGCCAACUGUUCAGUGCACAUGUGCUCCAUCAGAAAUGGCACCUGGAUGACAGAAGCUCAAAGAGUCACAUAUGUCUGUAAAAUAGAGUUCCUUUCCUCUUGGGCUGUCUGAACUGGUGUAAAUAGAAAGUUCAGUUGAUCUUGAUUUUAAUUAACUUAUUAUUGUAUUAGUAUAAACUUGGAAUUCUAUUUUAAUUACGUUGUUCUGGCUGCUUGCAGUAUCAGUUUGCCCCUCUUGUUAGGGAGAUAUGUAACAAUCUGUCAUUAAGUUGUGCAGUUCUGUUUUGAUUUUUUUCUCCUUCCCACACAACAGUAACAGAAGUCCUACCUAUUCAGAAUCAUUUUCUUGGAUUGUCUCUUAAAUCUAAACAAUACAAAGUUGGUUUACAAAAUUACGCUUUGUCUCUUGAGAGUUAAUCAAUUAGAACUGUUUCGUGGAAAAUAAAUAAUACAAGAAGAUAAUAUGUCUUCUAUUACUCACAUAUGUGAUUUCUUGUUUACAUGAAUUUUCAAGGUACUUUGCAUUUGUUGGAGUAUAACAAUCAAUAUAGUCAAUAUUUUUAUGGGUAAUGGAUUUUUUUAAAAGGUAUUUUUAGAACACACAAAUACGUAAAGCUUUGAAAAUGGGAAAAUCUGUGUCCACAGCAGACUUGUUAGCUACUGCCUUAUAUAAAGAUGUAUAAAAGAUUAAUAGUUUAAAACAUGCGCAACAAAGUGUUUUAUAUCAUAGAUACUGUACUUAUGAAGAGCAAAUAAAAUGUUAAGAUUAUUUCCAUAUUUGCCAAGAGAAGAAAGCUUUGAUGAAUACCCUCGAUAUUCUUUGAGACUUUUGCAAAUAGUUGAAUAGGACUGUGUAGCAUUAUUUUCUGUAGAAUUUUUUCAAAUAGCAUAAUUUAUUUCAUCAAUGUGAAAACAGCCCAAAGUUCCAGUAUCCUCACAGAUCAUUUAUGCCAAACAUCUGAGGGCAAAAUUUAGCCAGUGUUAUUUACUGGAUCCUACCCCUUGAAAUCACAAACACAUGAGACAGACCAAGAGUUCUUAUACACUCACCACAGCAGACCAAUCCAAGUGGCAUUUUUAGGAAAGGUUGCAGCAUUUAAUGCCAUGUGGUAUGUCUGUUCGAGAAGUGGGUGGAAAGGGAAUAUCCAAGCUGGCAUUUUGGAUAUGAUGGGCCUUUUCCUUUCCUGAGUGACAUGCCACAUGUCAAGAAAUACUGCUUUUCCCCCACUCCUAUCACAUUUACGUGAACAAUUUUCAUUUAGUUACUUUACCUCCCAUAUGGUGUUAAAAAGUCAGAUUCAAUAGAGAUUAUUUCUAAUUUCAGUAGUAAUUUAAAUGAGAAGAUAUGUAAUAAUUGUUUAUUAGAUACCUAUCCAAGUGAAAUAUAACCAAAUUUACAGUAUUUAAAAUAGGUGAAUAUGCUCUUGGCGAUAUCUGAAAAUUCAUUACCCUGAAAAAAAAAUUUACUCUUCCCUUCUGUUCUUGAGGUAUUCUCUUGAGGGAAAAAGGUUGUUUCUGAUAGUAAUAAAUAUUGAUCUAUACAUAGUAUAAUUAUAGGCUAGUUUGAUUACCUCAUUUUACCGACACCCUGAGUCUCUGGCUAGUUCAUUUGUGCAGUUGACUUAUGAUGGCUCCAGAGAACCGUUAAAUCCGUUAAGUCCCACUCUGAUUUUAACAAAUAGCAGGUAAACUGAGACAAUAUAUGUUUAUACAACACUGUUUUCAUGAAAUGCAAAUUUUUCAAACUCACAUUAACUGGGAAGCAACCUGUAGAGAAAUUCCAGCUUGAAAUCAGGUUUGAAUCUUUGAAGAUGGAGAGGUGAUGUCCGGCCUGCAUUUUCAGGGGACCACACUUCUGAAUAGUGACUGAUGUCUGACAAAAAUCUAAGACUGGCAUCAGACACAUAUUUUAGGUGUGGGUUUUUCUCCUCCAGCAAUUCACUGCUCAGAGUGAUUCAGAAGACAAAAAACAGAAAAAUUAUAAGGACUUUUCAGAAUGUUAGAAUCUAUUUGUUAACAUGCUCUGCAGGAUCAAUUUCAGCUAAUGCAGCAGAGUUUACAUACAGCCUGUGGGGUACUGUGAAUGGAGCUAGAAGAGUUACUGGUUCUUACUCUGCGUGCAAAAUAAACAUCUAUAGAUUCACCUGAGAAGAGAUACUGUAAAAAAUAUAACCUCAUCCAGGAUUUCUUUUAAAGCAAAUGAACAAAAAGCCUAUCAUUGUACCCAUGGAGAGUUUGUUUUCAGGUGGCACAUACUUGAAGAUUUUCCGUCUUUUCAAUUUUUCUGAAAUACUUCUACCCCAACCAAUGAUUGCAAGAUCCUGAAAAUAUGUUCUUAUUCAUUUCUGUAAUUCCAGUAGCAUAGUGAUCUGCACAUAUUGAAUAAAUGCAUGUCAAAAUUUAAGUUAAUUUCUUUUAGUCCUCUCAGAAUCUGGUACAGUUGCUGCAUGUAACAGAUAAUCAAAAAUUAUUUGCAUUUAAUAAAUAAAACUUAGAAAUCACUAUAUUAAUCAA
Canis lupus familiaris (dog) is the source of this 4106-nucleotide messenger RNA. It is a transcript of the gene TRIQK, whose product is annotated as triple QxxK/R motif containing. The coding region runs from base 645 to 1046 and encodes 133 amino acids. NCBI's taxonomy places the organism in Eukaryota, Metazoa, Chordata, Mammalia, Carnivora, Canidae. The transcript is spliced from 10 exons. Gene Ontology annotation, cellular component: endoplasmic reticulum membrane. The record is from RefSeq and is a predicted model, not a curated record.